This is a messenger RNA of Argentina anserina (silverweed cinquefoil), 824 nucleotides long. RefSeq lists its product as uncharacterized. The record is from RefSeq and is a predicted model, not a curated record. Bases 152 to 808 code for a protein of 218 amino acids. Lineage: Eukaryota; Viridiplantae; Streptophyta; Magnoliopsida; Rosales; Rosaceae. The transcript is spliced from 2 exons.
UUGGGUGCUAGCACCGGGUGAGAAACCUCCGAAGGAGCCAAGGACCCGAAUCGCGCUCGCUUCUCACUACAACAAGUUCAAGCUACUCUUGCAAAAAUGGGGCGAAUGUUUGGCGGCAUCACGACAACGUAUAGCUAGCGGCACUUCGCUAAUGGACGAAGAACGACAAGCUCAAUCAUGUUACUAUAAUGCCAAGAAGAAAAAGUUUACACACUUUGAAUGUUGGGAAGUGGUUAAAGAUCAUCCAUCUUUCGUUGCGGUGCUACCUACUACUCCAUCUCCAUAUGCAAGUAGUUACCACGGUACUCCUUCCGCAACUGAAUCAUCUCCAACCAUCAAUUUGGAUGACGACCAAUUGAAUGAGACACCUCAAAGCAACACGGCAGCUCCAUCGAGUCCACCUAGACCAAUGGGAACCAAGGCGGCAAAGGAAGCUAGGCGCCAAAAGAAACAGGGUAAGACUCCUAUUGAGCAACGGGUGGAGGUUUUGCAUACCAUUGCAAGUGACCAAGCAUCAUGGCAUACCAAGAGGCUAGCCCAUAAUGAAAGUGAGCUUAAUUAUUAUGCGGAGUACAUAGACAUUCAAAAGCGAAAAGAAGCAAGGGCGGAAGAAGAGUUACGAUUGAAGAAACAAGAGAAUGACACAAGGAUCAUGACAAUGGAUUUGGAGGCUAUGACCCCAAUCUCGAAAAGGUAUUUUACCAAGAGGAAACUAGCAAUCCUUAAUGAAGGAGAAGCUAGUCAAGAUCAACCUACCGAUGAAACAUAUUCGGAUUGUUAUCACCCAAAUCGCGUGCUUUUUCCAUAGUAGUUAUAGUAUUGUA